AACAGACUUUCAGGGCCUAUAUAGCUUAUGCUCUUUGCUUGGCUCUCUCUUUGAGAACUACAGUUGUUUUCUUGAGUGUGUCUACCUAACAAAUCCUCACAAUGUGUGACCUGUUCCUGGGAAUGUGGAAACUCCGCUCUAGUGAAAAAUUUGAUGACUACAUGAAAGAGCUGGGUGUGAGUUUAGCCACCCGGAAACUGGGCAGCCUAACCAAACCCAUUGUGACUAUCAGCAUUGAUGGGGAUGUGCUAACAAUCCAAACCAAGAGCACUUUCAAAAGUACUGAGGUCUCCUUCAAGCUUGGGGAGGAGUUUGAGGAAACUACAGCAGAUGACAGAAAAACAAAGAGUAUUGUAACCUUAGAUGAUGGCUCACUGACUCAGGUGCAGAAGUGGAAUGGCAAGGAGACCACAAUAAAGAGAAGAUUAGUGGAUGGGAAGAUGGUGGUGGAAUGUACCAUGAACAAUGUCACAUGCAUCAGAAUAUAUGAGAAAGCAAGAGGACACUAAUCCCCGCCCACUGGACUAGAAACUCACUGAGAUGGCUCUUGACAAGAAAGCUCCAGUAUAAGCUUCUGUUUUCAACUCAAAUGUGUACAGGCUUGUCUCAGAGAAACCAUGUACUCGUGUAACGUAUUAAACAAACAGGCUUUCAAACACUGAA
Messenger RNA from Chrysemys picta bellii (western painted turtle), 663 nucleotides. RefSeq names its product myelin P2 protein-like. Gene Ontology annotation, molecular function: fatty acid binding. NCBI's taxonomy places the organism in Eukaryota, Metazoa, Chordata, Testudines, Emydidae. The record is from RefSeq and is a predicted model, not a curated record. Gene Ontology annotation, cellular component: cytosol; nucleus. Gene Ontology annotation, biological process: fatty acid transport.